This is a messenger RNA of Mus caroli (Ryukyu mouse), 2301 nucleotides long. RefSeq names its product dual specificity phosphatase 19 (gene Dusp19). The record is from RefSeq and is a predicted model, not a curated record. Gene Ontology annotation, molecular function: JUN kinase phosphatase activity. NCBI's taxonomy places the organism in Eukaryota, Metazoa, Chordata, Mammalia, Rodentia, Muridae. Gene Ontology annotation, cellular component: cytoplasm. Gene Ontology annotation, biological process: protein dephosphorylation; regulation of MAP kinase activity.
CCGGGUCCAAAACUAAGCUAAGAUAAAAAAAAAACCAAGAGUGAAGACACGCCCAAAUAAAAAGCAUCUGAAUAGAUCCGGAAGACUCCCAACUUCCGUCAGAUGAGAAACGGCAUCCAAUCGGCGCCCGUUUCUUAGCAGCCAAUCAGCCCUCACCUUACAACGGUGCUCCGGAGAGGAGGCCUGGGCUGCUCUCUUUGUAAGGGGUAAGGUUGUCACUGCAGGGGCCAGCUCCAGUAAGUUACCAGUGCAGUGUCUUUUUUUUUUUUUUUUUUCUCUCUUUAUUUCUUUUUUUUUCUUGUGCUUGCUGCUUUUCCUUCUCCGCUCAUGUAAUGCACUCCCUGAACCAAGAAAUCAAAGCAUUCUCCCGGGAUAAUCUCAGGAAGCAGUGCACCAGGGUGACCACGCUAACUGGAAAGAAACUUAUAGAAACCUGGAAAGAUGCCACAGUUCAUGUUGUGGAGACAGAGCCCAGCGGUGGGGGUGGUUGUGGCUAUGUGCAGGACCUUACCUUGGACCUGCAAGUUGGCGUUAUUAAGCCCUGGUUGCUUCUGGGGUCACAGGAUGCUGCACAUGACCUGGAGCUACUGAGAAAGCAUAAGGUGACUCAUAUUCUCAAUGUUGCAUAUGGAGUUGAAAAUGCUUUCCUCAGUGAGUUUACAUAUAAGACCAUUUCUAUACUGGAUGUGCCUGAAACCAAUAUCCUGUCUUAUUUUCCAGAAUGUUUUGAGUUUAUUGAGCAAGCAAAACUGAAGGAUGGCGUGGUUCUCGUGCACUGUAAUGCAGGUGUUUCCAGGGCUGCUGCAAUUGUCAUUGGCUUCCUCAUGAGUUCUGAAGAAGUCGCUUUCACCACUGCCCUGUCGUUGGUGAAAGAGGCGAGACCAUCCAUAUGUCCGAAUCCUGGCUUCAUGGAACAACUCUGCACCUACCAAGUAGGCAAGGAGAGCAAUGGAGGUGACAAAGGGCCCGCUGUGGACACGGCCUGUGGUCUGUGAUCUGUACUCCAGCAGAGGCAAACGACUUCUGCAUCAGACUCUGUCCUCUUGCCUGUGUUUUGGAAGGAAACUUGGAAAACUUCCCUUUUCUGUUGUCUUUUACCAGUGGAAAUGAAUGUUACUUUUGUUGCCCUGAAUUACUACAUUUUAAAGUUUUACCUUUUCCUUGUUAUUUCAGUAUCUAGUUAAGUGUUUCUUUGAGUUGUAAGAGAAAAUAGUGUAUUAUCAAGUCAGUAAAUCACUGGUUUGUGUAGGAAAACGUUUAAACCUAAAAACCUUCCUUAGAGUUAGAAAAACAAGCCAUGACACCUUUUAACCCCUUCUUUUCUCAUAUGCUUUCUGGCCUGAGAACCUUUGAAGUCAUGAACUUACUAAGUGAAGACUUAGCAUUUCAAAGGGAAGUAAAAUUUUUGAGAAUAUUUUUAAGGUUAAAAAUAAUACCUGUACCUCCUCCCCCCACCCCCUGCCAAGAGUACCAGAAUCAAAAGGAAUUUAUAAUCAUUAUAUAAACAUUUAUAUAAUGAUUAUAAAUUCAUGUGAUCUUUAUAUCCUCUUAUUCCAUUUUCACUUUUUUUUCAUUUUGACUUUUAAAUUUGGUCCUAUUACAAACAUUUCUCUUAUAUUCUUCAAGUGAUUGUGUAGAUACUGUGAUUUUAUGAUUUUUUAAAAGUUAGGUGUUAUCUCUUAUACUUUGUGGGUUUUUUUUUUAAUUUCAACUUUUUUUUAUUAAAUUAUUUUAUUUAUUUACAUUCCAAAUAUUACCCCCAACCUGGGUCUCCCCCCGACCCACACCAGAGUUGUUCAUCCCAUCUGCCCCUUUGCCUGAGAGGGUGCUCCCCCCACCCACUCCCGCACACUUCAAGCUUUUUAACUAGGGUGCUAAGUGUUCUGUUUAGCACCUGCCAUGCUUUUGGGGUUUCCUUGGAUCCCUAAAAACUGCAUUAUAGUGAGAGAAGAUUUUUGAAGAUGGAAUCUUAAGAUUGAUCUAUUUUAUAUUUCAGUAUUCUGCUGGAGAACAUGUUUUAGGAAAACAAAUAUGAACCCAUAGCAAGCUGUAAAGAUUGUUGGGCUGCUUAACAUUAUACACAUUGCUUCCUAGAGGAACACUUGAAAGAGGUUUCUUUUCCCUUUAAUGUUCCCAUUAACCAAGUUGAACUAUGUACAUUAUAAAUUUGCUUCAAGGCUUUGAACUUGGGCCCGGGAAUUGCAGAUCCAGUGGCAGAGUGCAUGCUUAGUUUGCCAAAGGCCCUGACCUCCAUCAUCAGCAACACACACCCUCGAAUAAAUCUUUUACAAUUUUAUGUAA